CCAGAGUGAAAUGCGCUCCAAUUGCCAACUGUCGUGAUUUUGAAGGCCUUCCUUCCUUCUCUUCCUCUUGUUCUUUUCUCCUUGUUUAUGCUCUCUCUUACAUAACUUAACUCUCCCUCCCGCCCAACUUCUCUUCUCCUUUAUUAACCCUCUUCUCCUUCACCAACACCACCAGCUUUCUCCCCUCUCCCUAACUCAACCCCUCUUUCGUUCGUCAAACCAUGCUCAAGACCACCAACCCUCCUCUGUUUCGCCAUUACGAGCAGGUUUCCCGCCUCUCGCCUUCCGACCACCAUCCUCUCCCCGCGGCCUCAGCAAUGGAAGAAUGCCAGCUGCCCCUGAUAGACCUCAGGGGUCUCGGCAGCCGCGACGAGAGGGAGAGAGCAGCUUGUGCGGCUGCAAUAUGCAGGGCCUCGUCGGAGUGGGGUUUCUUCCAGGUCGUCAACCACGGGAUCAACCCGGGGCUCGUUAGGAAGAUGAGGAGCGAGCAGUCCAGGCUGUUCCGACUGCCCUUCGACGACAAGGUCAGUGGCGGGCUGCUCAACAAUUCCUACAGAUGGGGUACGCCCACAGCUACCUGUCCCAAGCAGUUGUCAUGGUCCGAGGCUUUCCAUGUUCCUCUCUCCAAGGUCUCCCACAAGGACUGCUACGGAGACAACUUCACUUCUUUAAGGGAAGUGAUGGUGGAAUUCGCAGCAGCAAUGGCCGAGCUAGCUGGAACACUUGCAGGGGUCUUGGUUGAAAACUUAGGCCAUUCAAGGGGGGAUUUCGAAGACAUUUGUCAAGAAAGCAGUUGCUUUCUGCGCCUCAACCGAUACCCAGCCUGUCCAACUUCCCCAGAGGUCUUUGGCUUGGUGCCUCACACUGAUAGUGAUUUUCUCACCAUUCUGUCUCAAGAUGAAGUUGGGGGGCUUCAGCUCAUGAAGGAUUCCAGAUGGGUGGCUGUAAAACCUAAUCAAGAUGCACUCAUAGUCAAUAUUGGAGAUCUUUUCCAGGCAUGGAGCAACGACAUUUAUAAGAGUGUGGAGCACAAGGUUAUGGCCAACGCUAAGAUGGAAAGGUACUCUAUUGCCUACUUUUUGUGUCCUUCGUACGAGACAUCAAUCGGGAGUUGCAGAGAACCAUCCAAGUACAGGAAAUUCACUUUCGGAGAGUACAGGAGCCAGAUUCAAGAACAAGUCAAGAAAUAUGGCUAUAAGAUAGGCCUACCAAGCUUUCGGUUAUAGCACAGAAAAUCACAGACACCAUGUGCAAGCAGGCAGCUUCUACAUGGAAAAUAUAUGUAAAGAAGAACUCGAAAGCAAACAGUUCAGGGGCUAGCCUAAGUUACACAAGAACAAACAUCCACCCAAAUUUAACGGUCAUUGGUCACUGCAGAUGUCUAUACCUUAUCAACCUUUGACACACACUAGCCAAACUCCAAAAGUGAGGUGUAUAAUAUAGUAGAACAUAGCCAUAGAAUGUAACUUGGGUAAUAUGUAUGCAGUAUUUGUUGCAGCAAAUUGAUUCGUGUAGAGAAUAAUGUCAAUUAAGAUUAGAAUAAAUGAUACCAUCCUUUUCUUCCCUUCCACAUGCGCGAGCAAGAAAAAACAGAUAUCAAAACCACCCACACGUGGAUAUGGACAUGUGAAAGCAGAUUGUUGUAAGAUUGCCAUUGG
Molecule: messenger RNA, 1658 nt
Organism: Linum tenue
Lineage: Eukaryota; Viridiplantae; Streptophyta; Magnoliopsida; Malpighiales; Linaceae
Source: the annotation of a GenBank genome assembly